AUGUCAUUUUUCAACUUUACCACCCGUAUUACCUUUUUAAAUCGGGAAGAACAGGCAAAAAAAUUAAAUAAUACUGAAGACGAAGUAGAGGAUGAGGAUGAGGAAGAAGAAGAAGAAGAAGAAGAAGAAGAAGAAGAAGAAGAAGAGGAAGAAGAAGAUGAAGAUGAUGAAGAAGAAGAGGAAGAAGAAGAAGAAGAAGAAGAGGAAGAAGAGGGAGAAGAGGAAGAAGAGGAAGAAACGGAUACAGAAGAGUUUGCUAAUAACUAUGAUUAUGAAAACAAAGACAAAGAUAAUAAUGUAGCAUUGAAGCAAAGAGAUACUUUUAAAAAUUUUGUAAAUAGACCCAUUAGUACCGAUAACACACACCCAAAAAUAUCAUAUUGCAAUUUACCUUUAAGGAUUUUAUUUCAUAUUUGUAUCCAGUUAGAUACCCCAGACAUAAUAAAUCUAUCUAGAACUUGUACACUACUUAGAGCGAUAGGCAAUGAAGUUAUCAUAUAUAAAAAAAAAUCUAUUUUAGCUGCUCCAGAUUCUACCGUUGGUACUUCUACCUCCAGUAUUGAAACUAAUGGUUCAAGCACAAACAUAAGAUCUAGAUGGAAAAGAAAAUUAAUAUACAAUGCAUUUGAUAUUUUGGAACCUAGAAAAAUGAUAUUAAAUACGUUUUCCAAGUAUAAAAUUUCAGUCGUUGAUUCUUUAUUUAAUUUAUAUCAAAAAUUGCUUUUGGAAAAUAAGGAUCAACUAUUAAUGCUAAGUUACAAUGACGAAGAUAUGAAUAGAAUAGAAAAGGUAGAAGGACAAGCUCAUAGUAAUAUUAAAAAUGGCGCUUUGCUCAUAGAUUUAGAUGAAUUUGACGAUAUACCUUUAAAUAAAAAAGCUGGUUUUCAAAUGGCCACGAGAGCAGGGCGUGAGAAAGAAGAAAAUGAAAUGCAACAGUCAGAAAAUAUAGAUGAACAAAAAGAAACGAACAAGACAAGAAAACAGUGUUUUAAAGAAAAAACUCAAUCAGAGGAGUCCGAGAAGCCAGAAGAGUUAAAGAAACGAGAAGAGUUAGCAAAACCACGGGAGGCAAUACCAGAGGUAACAAGCGAGAAUUUUGUGGACGAAAAGUUGGAUUUUACAGUAGCAGAACAGAUUCUUGAAACUGAAGCUAUUGUAAUAAAUAAAGAACAAGGUAAUCCAUUUGUAACAACUCCUAUUGACAAUAACAACAACAAAAACAUCUUUAAUGUUACAAAUAGAAUGAAUGGUGCGAAUAGCCCCAUUAAUAGUGAAACACACUCAACUCCUGAAAGACAGACAUUAACGGACGAUUCGGAAUUUAAAAAAUCCAAGAAUGAUAUUUAUUGUUGUUCCUAUGACAACGGAGAUGUGAAAAAUCUUCCUAAUCAACAGCAACAAAAUACUUCGAUUUUUGAUGCCGUUGGUAAGAGUAAUACAAAUAAAAAUAUUAACCUAGACGACAACACUUUUUUCUCUACUUCUCCCUCUAAUUCCAAUGACUCAAGCUCUAAGUCUAAGUUAAAUGAUAACUUAGAGCAAGUUACAUAUGAACAAAUUAUCAAUGGUUUUCAUUAUUUGUUUAACCGGAAUUUGAACACAAACUCAACACCACUUGGCCAAAUGGUAACUGGAUUUCAUGACGUUGACGUGAAAUCACCACAAAAAACAUUUAAACAAGAUUCUCAUUUUGAAAUUCCGAGAUUAAGAAAAAUAUCAGCAAAAAAUAAUAAGUCAGAUUUACAAUUAUUUAAAAAACAAUCUUCUAGUGAAUCAACUCCAAUAACUUCAGGAUUAUCUGCAAAGGUUUUCAAUUCAGAAAAAAAUCAGUAUAAUAGUCGUAAAUAUUAUUUUGUUGAUAGCGAUGAUUCAGAUAAUGAUUCAGAUUCUUUGGAGUUUAUUAGAAAGCUACAAAAUUCCAAAAGUGUUAAGGACAAAAGGCUACUUUUUGAAACCUUAGUAGAGAAGACACAAGAUUUAACUUUUAGGAAGAAAAAACAUAAAUUGCAAAGGGCUUGUAUUUCAACAGAACAUAACCCCUAUACUUCUCCACCUUCUUCUCCUUCAUCACCAGCACCAAACGAUAACAUUAAACAUCAUAGUACUCAUUCAUUAUUGCCAGCUAUUGAAAAAAUUAAACCUGCUAUCAUUGCUUCAACACCAGCUAUUUUUGAAAAGGGUGAUAGUAACAAAAGUGACGACAACAAGCACUUAAAGAAUAAAGAAAUUAUAAGUAAGCAGUUGGGCUUAGGAAUUUUAACGUUUAAUGAUACUAAACUUUGUUAUGAAAGGAAUUGA
Molecule: messenger RNA, 2298 nt
Organism: Saccharomycodes ludwigii
Lineage: Eukaryota; Fungi; Ascomycota; Saccharomycetes; Saccharomycodales; Saccharomycodaceae
Gene: MFB1
Product: Mfb1p
Exons: 1
Coding region: 1-2298 (765 amino acids)
Molecular function (GO): protein binding
Source: RefSeq, a predicted model, not a curated record